Molecule: messenger RNA, 1144 nt
Organism: Myotis myotis
Lineage: Eukaryota; Metazoa; Chordata; Mammalia; Chiroptera; Vespertilionidae
Gene: ATRAID
Product: all-trans retinoic acid induced differentiation factor
Exons: 6
Coding region: 515-1114 (199 amino acids)
Biological process (GO): positive regulation of osteoblast differentiation
Cellular component (GO): intracellular membrane-bounded organelle
Source: RefSeq, a predicted model, not a curated record
CGCUCACGGUGACUCACUCUGCGCAGGUUUCCCAGCGCCCUGGCCUUGCCGACAGCCCCAGACCUUUCACCUUUGACCUCCUCGCGCCUGGAUCUCUGAAUAACUAAUGAGCCCUUUGGCGCUUGUGCAGGCUCUCCACGCACGGAUGCCGCGUGUGCAGUGCGGUGGCAGGACUGUCCUGUCUGUAAUGCUUGAUGAGUGUGUACCUGCAGUCCUGUCACACCCCGCCAAAGCCCGCUGUCAGGUUGAGAAGUCACUGGAGGGGACAUAAUAAAUACGUUCCCAUAGUGAUCUUCAAGGACGAGGGCUUUCCCUGGGUGUGGUCUGGGCUGGAAGGCCCUGGUGUGCUGAUUUGGCGCCUGGGAAGAUAGUGUCUGUCAACCCUGAUGCUAAGGUGGAACGCUUCCCUCUGUUGGAGGGAUUCUGGAGAGGUGUACUGAUCUGCAUCCAGUGCCCAGGGAGUGUGGGAAAUCGGUCAGAAGUGGCCCAUUAUUGUAAGCAGACGCCAGAGCUAAUGUUGCACGCCCGCUGCUGCCUGAAUCGGAAUGGCACCAUCCUGGGGUUGGAUCUCCAGAACUGUUCUCUGAAGCACCUUGGUCCAAACUUUCCUCAAGCACAUACUGCUAUCAUCAUAGACCUGCACGCAAACCCCCUCAAGGAUGACUUGGCCAGCACCUUCCACGGCUUUAUCCAGCUCCAGACUCUGAUACUACCAGAGGAUGUCAACUGUCCUGGAGGUAUUAAUGCCUGGAAUACUGUCACAUUUUACCCAAACAAUCAAACCUGUGAAGGACAAAGGAACCUUUGCAAUAGCACUGGGGACACAGGGCUCGUUCUCGCUGCUUACGUUCUUUGGGAUUUUGGGAUCCACCACAUUUUUCAUCUCCAUCCUUCUUUGGGGAACCCAACGCCGAAAAGCCAAGGCUUCAUGACCUACCUAGAUCUUCCUACUGACCUAAAGGUCAUCCCACUCCAUCUUAGCCCAGCCAGGGCUGGCCAGAGCCUCCUCCAGGAGAAGGCCGAGGUGGCAAGGAAGAUGGAACAUUGCACUGCGCUGGAAUGUCACACUCCAGUCGAGGAGCGGACUAGUCCCAGGUCCCAUUUGUGCUGCUAACGAUAAUAAAUUUUUUUUUAAAGGAAGGUG